Humulus lupulus (European hop) is the source of this 2011-nucleotide messenger RNA. Its product is annotated as pentatricopeptide repeat-containing protein At4g39620, chloroplastic. Gene Ontology annotation, molecular function: mRNA binding; protein binding. The record is from RefSeq and is a predicted model, not a curated record. Bases 225 to 1673 code for a protein of 482 amino acids. The transcript has 2 exons. NCBI's taxonomy places the organism in Eukaryota, Viridiplantae, Streptophyta, Magnoliopsida, Rosales, Cannabaceae.
GGUUAUUUUCGUCAUUCCCCCUCAACCCGUUAUUGCUUUGCUUUGCUCUGCUCUACGGCGGCCUCAGAAGCCAAGAAAAGCUAUUCAUACUCCGCAUUUGGAUUACCCAUUUACCCUCAAAUCCACUUCGAAUUUACCAAACCCACCACCCCACUAUGCACUUCUUCUAUCUGAACCUACAGCCACUCUUCCAACUGUAGCCACCCACACCCAUUAACGCUAUAAUGUCCCUAAGCUUUUCACAAUCCCUCCAACCUUCUACGUUCCCCGCUCAGAAUUACAGCUUCUCCCAGUUAUGGUUUCCAGGCAGCUCUCUUCCGGACCGACCCAUAUCGAUAAUCUCAUGCGCAUCGAUACGACCCAGAAGAAAAGCGACCGUAAGAAACGAUAACUCGGAGGCUUUGGAGUUGGUGCGCAUACUUGUCAGGAGUUUUAGUGAUAAAGAGCCAUUGGUGAAGACGCUUAACAAGUAUGUGAGAAUUGUUAGAACAGAACACUGCUUUCUUCUUUUUGAAGAACUUGGGAAGAGCGAUAAGUGGCUUCAGUGCCUUGAGGUGUUCAGAUGGAUGCAGAAACAGCGGUGGUAUAUAGCUGAUAAUGGUGUGUAUUCAAAACUGAUAUCAGUAAUGGGAAGGAAAGGGCAAACCAGGAUGGCCAUGUGGCUCUUCUCCGAGAUGAGAAGCAGUGGCUGCCGACCUGAUACUUCUGUCUACAACUCUGUGAUAACAGCCCAUCUCCACUCCAGGGACAAAGCCAAGGCUUUGGCCAAAGCUAUUGGUUAUUUUGAGAAGAUGAAAGGAAUGGAACGGUGUCAACCCAACAUUGUGACAUACAACAUUCUUUUGAGAGCUUUUGCUCAAUCUCGAAAGGUGCAGCAAGUUAAUGCUUUGUUUAAGGAUCUUGAUGAGAGCAUUGUUUCACCUGAUAUUUACACAUACAAUGGUGUGAUGGAUGCAUAUGGGAAAAAUGGGAUGAUCAGAGAAAUGGAGUCUGUUCUAGCUAUGAUGAAAAGCAAUCAUACCAAACCUGAUAUCAUCACAUUUAACUUGCUUAUUGAUUCAUACGGGAAGAAGCAGGAAUUUGAGAAGAUGGAGCAGGUGUUUAAGAGCUUACUGCGCUCCAAGGAAAGUCCAACAUUGCCUACAUUCAAUUCAAUGAUCAUAAAUUAUGGAAAGGCACGCCAAUUGGAAAAGGCAGAAGAUGUAUAUGCAAAGAUGACUGAUAUGAAGUACACGCCGAGCUUCAUCACAUAUGAGAGUCUUAUAAUGAUGUAUGGGUUGUGUGACUGUGUUUCCAGGGCUCAGGAAAUCUUUGACAAGUUGUGUGAGUCUAAGAAGGAAAUGAAGCCUUCAACAUUGAAUGCGAUGCUUGAUGUUUAUUGCAUGAAUGGCUUGCCAACAGAAGCUCAUAAGCUUUUUGAGAAUGCAAAGAGUAAAGGUGUUGCCCCAAAUUCAUCUACAUAUAAACUUCUUUACAAAGCUUACACUAAAGCCAACAUGAAGGAGCUUGUGGAGAACCUGUUGAAGCAUAUGGAGAGAGAUGGCAUUGUUCCUAAUAAGAGGUUCUUCCUUGACGCACUAGGAGCAUUUUUCUCUUCAAAACCAAUAUCAGGGUCUACAAAUUCCACAACUGCGUCGUUGAGCAGCGGGCCAGAGAAUCAUGUAAAAGCUUAAGUUUGUCACGAGGAUGGAUUAGUAAAUCGGUUCAUUUAUUCUUUAAACAAUUAUUGCAUUACACCAUUGGAUUCAGAGGAAAUUCUGCAAUUUCAAGGGCAGUAGAGAGGUUUAAUACAUACAUACCGGUUAGUACUUAGUACCAUUAGAUAAUGUGGUAUAUAACUUAUGUGUAUAAACUUGUGUAUUUCUUGCUUGUCUUGUCACUGGCUUCCUUCUCUAUUUUUGCAGGGCCCUGCCCUUGUACUUGCUUCUAGCAAGUGUUAUUAUUAUGUGAAUAGUUUGAUCCACCUAAUUAUACAUAUAUUAUGCCAUAGAUUAUAUGAUGUUUAGCUUAC